AUGGAUUUGUUCCAGAAGGCCAAGGCAGUGAGGCUGAGGAGUGCCCACGAUAAGUACUUAACGGCGGUGGAAGAUGAAGAAUCAGUUACCCAGGAUCGGAACGGCUCAUCCACCGCUGCAAAAUGGACGGUAGAAUUUGUUGAGAAUUUGGACGGAAUAAUCCGCCUGAAAAGUUGCUACGGCAAAUAUUUAACAGCCACAAACCAGCCGUUUCUGCUGGGAAUGACGGGGCGGAAGGUGGCGCAGACUCUGCCGCCGCGGCUCGACUCGUCGCUGGAGUGGGAGCCCGUAAGAGAAGGGAAAUUUCUUAAGCUGAAAACCAGGUACGGGCAGUUUUUACGUGCAAACGGGGGGCUGCCACCGUGGAGGAACUCGGUUACGCAUGAUGUUCCUCAGCGGACCACCACUCAGGAAUGGAUUUUAUGGGAUGUUCAUGUGGUGGAGAUAUUGGUGGCGUACUCUCCGGUAGCUAAACCGCCUCCGCCUUUGGUGGUCCACUCUGAUUCUUUUGCUUCCAAUCCAAGGCCGCCUUCUACUCAUUCCUCAGAAUUUGCUAGCUUUUCUCGACAAGAGUCGAAUGAUUCUUUGGUUAGUUCGCCACCAAAAGGGGGUGACGGAAGGUUGAUUUACUUCCAUAUAGCUGAUGAACAAGGGCAAAUUGAUGAGGGAUUUGAGGAACUUUGCACUACAUUCAAAGGAAAUGAUGUUCAUGAAUUGGCAAAGAGGCUUGAGGAGGAAUUAGGAAUCGAUGGUGUUAUUGUGUGCACUCGUAGCGCUUUGAAUGGGAAGCUUUAUCCUCUUCGUUUGCAGCUUCCUCCCAAUAAUGCAACCAUGCAUGUCAUUGUGGUUCCGACCUCGUCCCAAGUCGGUCAAGAUUUGGCGAAAACCGUUAUGCCAUUUUAG
This is a messenger RNA of Fraxinus pennsylvanica, 903 nucleotides long. NCBI's taxonomy places the organism in Eukaryota, Viridiplantae, Streptophyta, Magnoliopsida, Lamiales, Oleaceae. The record is from the annotation of a GenBank genome assembly.